CUACCAACUGGUCUCUGUAAUAACUAUUUAAAUCAGUCUGUCCUGACUCAGCUCAACAGUCUCCAGUCUACCAACUGGUCUCUGUAACUUCAUCUUUGUCUCUGUGGUGUACAAUCUUCAGGUGAUGAUGGGGGUAUUGAAUCAUCUCUCUACUCUCCUCCUCCUCUCUCUCCUUCCUCCUGCUCUCUCUCAUGUAGUGGUUAAGUUCAGUGAUGUUCCACAGUGCCAGAAGUUCUUCCUGGAGGGGAAAACUCCAAAUCUCCCAGGUAUUUUGGUUGGUGGGAUGGUCCAGAACCAGAACCGCUACAAGCCGAUCUGCCAGUUGUUCAACAACAUCUACAUGUUUGCAACUCUCUACGACACGACCAACAGGAUCCCUGUGUUCUCAGCCUACACCUUCUCUGGUCCUCCUACAGACUGCAGACCAGAUCAACCCUGGAUGAUGGAGCCCCAGCUCAACAGGGAAAACAACAGCCCUGAAAUGAAGAUUAUGGGAGAACACUCUCAACACCAGGCUGGGAACUAUGACUAUAUUAACUCAAUACCAAAUAAAGGGGUGAACAGAGGUCAUCUCUUCCCAUGUUCACAUGCUCAUGACCUUGAUACUCAGAAGUCCACCUUUACCCUGACCAACAUCGUUCCCCAGGUGGUGUCCUUCAACGGGGGCAGCUGGAGCAAAAUGGAGAGUAAAGUCAGAGAAAAGCUUAAGACGGACUGUAUUAAUAACAACAGGAAGAUAGAAGCCUAUGUGGUGACUGGAGCCGUUCCCAGUAAGAGCAACACACUGAACAACAGAGUGAACAUCCCUGAUCUCCUGUGGACAGCCUACUGCUGUUACAACAACAACCUGGGACAGUGGGUGGCCCGAGCACACUGGGGGAGGAACCAAAAGGAGGGCAAGGGGAAGACAUUGCCCUCAGAAACCUUGACAGAUCUGUAUAACAUGUUGAACCCGAACUACCCAGGGGGUGUCCAGGUUUUCCCAGAGCAGUGUAUAACUGGUGUCAAACCUACUACUACUUCUACUCCUCCCCAUUCCUGGUGGAAAUAUCUUGACAGAAUGUAUUUCCCACUGAGGAAUCUUCACAAUGCAUUGAUAAAUCAUUCUAGAAGGUUCUUUGGAUGAUCUGGGUACAGAUGCUCUCACCAUAUCAACAAACUAUCAUUACUGUUAGAGUAAUUAUAGUUUAGUAAUGAUUAAUGAUUAUCAGGGUUACAUUGGUUAUCAGGGUUAAAUUGGUUUUCAGGGUUAAAUUGGUAAUGAGGGUUGUAAUGGUAAUGAGGGUUAUAAUGGUAAUGAGGGUUGUCAUGGUAAUGAGGGUUAUAAUGGUAAUGAGGGUUGUCAUGGUUACAUGUCAACAUAUGUACACUUUCAAUUGUAAAACUUGUCCAUGUCUAUAUCUAUAUACUGUUACCAUGGAGAUACUAUGAUAUGUUCUGAAUGUAAUUCUAUCACUGUUACCAUGGAGAUACUCUUAUAUGUUCUGAAUGUAAUUCUAUCACUGUUACCAUGGAGAUACUAUUAUAUGUUCUGAAUGUAAUUCUAUCACUGUUACCAUAGAGAUACUAUUAUAUGUUCUGAAUGUAAUUCUAUCACUGUUACCAUGGAGAUACUAUUAUAUGUUCUGAAUGUAAUUCUAUCACUGUUACCAUGGAGAUACUAUUAUAUGUUCUGAAUGUAAUUCUAUCACUGUUACCAUAGAGAUACAUUAUAUGUUCUGAAUGUAAUUCUAUCACUGUUACCAUGGAGAUACUAUUAUAUGUUCUGAAUGUAAUUCUAUCACUGUUACCAUGGAGAUACUAUUAUAUGUUCUGAAUGUAAUUCUAUCACUGUUACCAUGGAGAUACUAUUAUAUGUUCUGAAUGUAAUUCUAUCACUGUUACCAUGGAGAUACUAUUAUAUGUUCUGAAUGUAAUUCUAUCACUGUUACCAUGGAGAUACUAUUAUAUGUUCUGAAUGUAAUUCUAUCACUGUUACCAUGGAGAUACUAUUAUAUGUUCUGAAUGUAAUUCUAUCACUGUUACCAUGGAGAUACUAUUAUAUGUUCUGAAUGUAAUUCUAUCACUGUUACCAUGG
Molecule: messenger RNA, 2077 nt
Organism: Oncorhynchus gorbuscha (pink salmon)
Lineage: Eukaryota; Metazoa; Chordata; Actinopteri; Salmoniformes; Salmonidae
Product: endonuclease domain-containing 1 protein-like
Exons: 2
Coding region: 125-1126 (333 amino acids)
Molecular function (GO): metal ion binding; nucleic acid binding; hydrolase activity
Source: RefSeq, a predicted model, not a curated record